AUGCCGUUGAUUGAAUCAGAGGCUGCUAUGGCAGAGACAUCACCAAACGAUCUCCCUGAUCGUCUUCCUUUCCCCGCCCACCACCUACUCCCAUAUCUUGCAUUCUACCGCACACUUGCACCCAAGUCGCGUGUCAUUCCAUUGACUGCUCCUUUUGUUAAAUACCUCCGCGCUGACGGCAUUGUUCUCCCACCCGAGGCCGUCGUCCCAACCGACGAUGAUAACCUAGACACAUUCUCCGAUUCGGGCGAGGAGGAGCCCGAUCCAUCUACAGAAUGGCAGGAGAUCCACUCCCAGAUCAAGAAUACCAUCUCGGAAUUUGGUGGCAUUGUCACACCGAAAUUAAACUGGAGUGCUCCCAAAGAUGCAACCUUCAUGGCCGCCACAAACGACACACAAUGCCGUUCUCCGAAUGAUAUCUACCUCCUCCUGAAAAGCAGCGACUUCAUCACCCAUGAUUUAGAUCAUCCCUUCGACGACUGUGUACCGGAUACAACCGACGACGAACCCACGUCAUCCACCGUUGACUCACCGCUGCCGGAUGUUCCGUAUUCUCUGGUUCUUCGCAAAUAUGUCAACUUCAACCCUUCGCUCGAGUUCCGGUGCUUUGUGCGCAACCGUGUACUUCUUUGCAUGACGCAGCGCGAUCAAAAUCACUUCGACUUCCUCUUCCCCAUGCGUGAUAUGCUUCGGUCUCGUAUCCAGUCAUUCUUCGAUGAGAAGCUCAAGAACACCUUCCCAGAAUCCAACUUUGUAUUCGACGUCUAUAUCCCCGCGCCACACCAGCGUGUCUGGUUGAUUGAUAUCAAUCCGUGGGCGCAACGUACUGACCCGUUACUGUACAGUUGGUUGGAGAUUCUCCAGAUGAAGGAUCCGAUCGGUGUGCAAGAGGAAGAAGAUGAUGGAGCGGAAGAGUUUGUGAGAAUCUCACUUCAUGAUGGUAAAGUUAUCACUUCCGACCCGGCGGAAGAGCUUGAAAAAGAAGAUGAUUCUUCUUCCGACUCAGAGGACGAACAUGAAGGUGCCGAAGGAGAUGACGAGCAGGCCCCCUUCCUUCCAGAAUUCCGUCUCAUCAAGAAGGAUGAUCCCGAGGCGUACGCAUUCAGCUCCACUCAGUAUUCGGCUCACAAGGUGCCGAAGGAGUUGGUCGAUGCUUCGCUUGAGGGGCCUGGCGGCAUGAGUGAAUUCAUGGGUCAGUGGCAGGAUAUCCUGAAGAAGCAGGAGCAAGAGGAUCGGGCCGCUGACAGUGACUCCGAAUAA
This is a messenger RNA of Penicillium hordei, 1260 nucleotides long. It is a transcript of the gene cdc123, whose product is annotated as cell proliferation protein CDC123. The transcript has 2 exons. Lineage: Eukaryota; Fungi; Ascomycota; Eurotiomycetes; Eurotiales; Aspergillaceae. The record is from RefSeq and is a predicted model, not a curated record. Bases 1 to 1260 code for a protein of 419 amino acids. Gene Ontology annotation, cellular component: cytoplasm.